CCGGUUUGGGUCGAUAACAGGUGCUUAAAUAGUACACGACGAUCUCUCUUACUUGUCUUUCCGACAGAGAGACAAGACAUCAUACGAAAUGAACAAAACAAAGAAGCUGGUGGCUUCAAUCUCCACCCUUUUAACAAGACGAACCUCUCAUCCUUCGUCUACUCUCCGGUGCAAUCCACUCGCAACGUUUAGGAUUAAACCACAAACCCACUUGAAUCCGGUUAAACCCUUGGCGCUUCUCCGAUUUUCCGGGAGAGCUUUUUGCUCGGGAUCUUGCGACAAGAUAAGCUCCUCCACGUGCUGGAACUGUGGUUUCUCUUCGGACAAAUCUGCGUUCUUGUUCUGUGACUCGUGUCGCAGCAUUCAACCUGUUGAUGAUUCCGUCGACUACUUUCAAAUCUUCGGCCUGGAGAAGAAGUAUGAGUUAGAUGCUGGAAGCGUUGAAGGAAAGUACAAAGACUGGCAAAAGAAGCUGCAUCCUGAUUUAGUUCAUAACAAAUCUCAGAAAGAGAGAGAUUACGCAGCUGAACAGUCUGCAAAGGUGACUGAAGCAUGCAGGACAUUAACCAAACGGCUCUCAAGAGCAAUGUAUAUCAUGAAGGUGAAUGGCAAAAAUAUUAAUGAGGAAGAAACAGUAACAGAUCCAACGUUGUUAAUGGAGAUGAUGGAACUCAGAGAGGCUAUAGCAGAAGCAGAUGAUUCCAAAGAGCUGAACAAGAUUCAAUCACAGGUACAAGAGAAACUGAAGCAAUGGUCUGACUCUUUUGCCAAGGCCUUUGAAAGCCAGAGAUUUGAUGAGGCUGUAAAAUGUAUUCGGAGAAUGACUUUUUACGAGAAAGCUUGUGAAGAAAUUGUGAAGAAGCUAUGAGUAAAGUAGUCCUCCCUUGAACCAUUCUUUUUGUUCAUUUUCUUAAAAGCCUUACCCAUCAGACAUUUGAAGGAAACAUAUCAUGAUAACUAAAGUAUCUUAAGCUUCAUGUUUUAAUUUUACCUAUAUUUAACUGAAGACGUUAUUAAGAAAAAGAUU
This is a messenger RNA of Eruca vesicaria subsp. sativa (arugula), 1027 nucleotides long. NCBI's taxonomy places the organism in Eukaryota, Viridiplantae, Streptophyta, Magnoliopsida, Brassicales, Brassicaceae. The record is from the annotation of a GenBank genome assembly.